Messenger RNA from Coregonus sp. 'balchen', 1192 nucleotides. Lineage: Eukaryota; Metazoa; Chordata; Actinopteri; Salmoniformes; Salmonidae. The record is from the annotation of a GenBank genome assembly.
AUGGUGGAGAGGCUGUGCCAGUCCUCGGGUACCCCGCUGUACCAGCUGGACCAGCCCAUCUACCACAACUUCCCCUCCCUGCAUGCCCUCGCAGGUACCACCUCAACUACCACCAACACCACUCUGGCUGUCUGUCUGACAUCUUUCUAUCUCGCUCUUUCAAAUCCUUUAUGCUUCUCUUUGUGUCUAUGCCUCUGACAUGUCCUCUGUGCUCUGAUUGGCAGACAGCAGUGUGGAGGCAUGUCUGAGGGUACUGGGGUUUGGGUACAGGGCCAGGUUUCUGCAGCAGAGUGCCAGAGAGAUCCUGGACUCACACGGCGGACCCCAGUGGCUACCUGCAGGCUGGGGAUACACUGCGCACUCUGCCCAGGGUUGGCCCCAAGGUAUGCCUCAACCCUUCAGGGCAAUUAAGGGUGCAUCUCCAAAGGGUGCAGCUGAGGAAUGGCUUUCUAUGAACCAACUGUAUGUAGUGCAUUAUUGUUAAUAUAUUUUUUUGCCUCUGUUUAUAAAGGCUUUUGGAAGGAGCCAUGAGUUCUUCUGAAUGCCAAUAGCAAGUCUUGGAAUGAAUCGGUGUGAUAGAGGCCACCACUAUGAAUGCAUUAUACACAGGCAUAAAAACUGUUACCUGUGUUCCACCUGUAGGUGGCAGACUGUGUGUGUCUGAUGGACAAGGCCUGUGUUGUGCCUGUGGACACGUGUGGCAGAUUGCUAAACGAGGCUACAGCUGUGCGGUGGGCAACGGGCAGAAAAGCCUCACAGACAAGGUCCACUGUGAGAUUGGUGAGGAUUCACCCUACAGGAAGUGCUUAACAACCUCAAACCGUGUCAUUCUGAACAAACCAUCACUGAUUGAUUUUAUUUCUGCAUAGGGGACUUCUUCAGACAGCUAUGGGGUCCUUACGCUGGUUGGGCACACUCGGUGAGUAGCACACAAACUAGUGGUCGGAAUCAAUCCCCUCUUCUCUUCACUAUCCCUCUCUACUCUCUUUCUCUCUCUCUAAUCUAUAAAGGCAGUCCUAAAUUGAGACACCGGUUACUUGAACUUUCACUAAGUCAUGCAUUGAUGUCAAUGGAGCAUGACUGUCUCUCACUCUCUCAGGUGUUCUGUGCUGCCCUGAAAAAGUUCCAGAAGCUGAAAGAAACACCCUCUCUGAAACAGGAGGAGGAGAAGAAGGUCAAGACCAAGACAUAG